Molecule: messenger RNA, 2601 nt
Organism: Paraphaeosphaeria sporulosa
Lineage: Eukaryota; Fungi; Ascomycota; Dothideomycetes; Pleosporales; Didymosphaeriaceae
Product: glycoside hydrolase
Exons: 3
Coding region: 28-2457 (809 amino acids)
Biological process (GO): oligosaccharide metabolic process; protein N-linked glycosylation
Cellular component (GO): endoplasmic reticulum membrane
Molecular function (GO): Glc3Man9GlcNAc2 oligosaccharide glucosidase activity
Source: RefSeq, a predicted model, not a curated record
CACGAACACGCGCCGCAACAAAACAAUAUGGCGCGCAAUUCCAGAUGGCCAAGCAGUCCAUUGCGGGCGCUGACUUUUGCUCUGUGUGCCCAAUUGUCUCUUGUCGAUGCGCAGGUCGCUGAGAUCGAGAAGGCUAGCAACGACAGCUUGCUAUGGGGACCUUACAGACCCAAUCUGUACUUCGGAGUACGACCCAGGAUACCAAAGAGCUUGAUGGGCGGUCUGAUGUGGACGAAAGUGGAGGACCAUACCGUGCAGCAUACUUUGCGACACACUUGCGAGCAGCACGAGCUUGACGGUUAUGGGUGGGACGAAUACGAUGUGCGCACUGGUGGCCGCCAAACCAUCCACGACCCUGCGAACCACAUCGAUGUCACGACAGAGUUCAUCAAGUUCCCUGGCGGCCAGCAUGGCGGCAGCUGGGGAGCUAGAAUCAAAGGCACGCCUCGCGCCGAUGCGCCUCCGGAACUGAAGACAACAGUGGUCUGGUACAACACGCUGGAGGGCCUUGGGUCCCUUGUAGCAGAGGGAGACGUAGAAGAAACAGGUGCUGAGGGCGAUGUGGUACUCAAGGGCAUGACACCCGAGCUCGGCGAGUUUGAGGUGAAGAUUACGUCAGGCAAGGGAGAUCACCCACAGUCGAAUCAUCCUAGCUUCCAGGACAAGCCGCUGGAUCGAACGCUUGUAGCGAGCUCGCAAAUACCACCUGAGGCGCUGUGGCAGUCUAAGCAGGUGCUCUUCGCGCAGCUGAAAGCCGAGAUCGAUACGCUUGUGCCCAAGUACGGAGAGGAGAACCCUCCUCCACCGGCCCAGGUCUAUACCAUUAGGCAUCAGCCUGGACAUGGGAAUAUCCACUUGGUUCAGAAAGUUUUCGAGGGCGCUUUCGAAUUCGAUAUUCUGUUCUCGUCCGCCUCUGCGCCCACAGCUAUCACUUCUGAGGAUCUCACGGUACAAAUCAACUCUGUCACAUCCGGAUUCUCCGCUCGCUUUACCGACAUAUUCAGGCCGCAGACGCCGUUUGUCAAGGAGCGCUACGAGGAGUUCUCCAAGUCUCUAUUCUCCAACUUGAUCGGUGGUAUCGGAUACUUCUACGGCGACUCUCGUGUUGACCGUUCCGACGAUCCCGCCUAUGAGGAGGACAAUGAGGGCUUCUGGGAGGAUGCCGCCGAAGCUCGUGCCCGUAACCAAGCGCAAUUGGAGGGACCUUCCGAGCUGUUCACUAGCAUUCCGUCACGACCGUUCUUUCCGCGCGGCUUUCUUUGGGACGAGGGUUUCCAUCUCCUUCCCGUGAUCGACUGGGAUGUUGACCUAACCCUUGACAUCAUCAAGAGUUGGUUCAAUCUGAUGGACGAAGAGGGUUGGAUUGCGCGCGAGCAAAUCCUAGGUGCUGAGGCUCGCAGCAAGGUUCCAGAGGAGUUCCAAGUCCAAUACCCACACUAUGCGAACCCACCCACGCUGUUCAUGGUCAUAACCUCAUUCCUCGACAAAUUGGAUGCCGUCAAAGCCGACACUAGCAACGAGAAGGUCCGCGCUGAGAAGUCAUACUUUAUGCAGCUUGCAAAUCGCGAAGCUGCGCUCGAAUAUCUGCGUAAGCUUUACCCGCUUUUGAAGCGCCAGUACUUUUGGUUCCGCAAGACACAAGCUGGUGAUAUCAAGAGCUACGACCGCGAAGCUUUCUCCACGAAAGAGGGUUACCGAUGGCGCGGUCGCACUCCUCGACACGUUUUGACCUCUGGCCUUGACGACUACCCGCGCGCACAACCGCCGCAUCCUGGAGAGCUUCAUCUUGACCUUCUUAGCUGGGUUGGCAUGAUGACAAAGUCUAUCCGCCGUAUCGCUGUGUACCUCGACGAGACCGAUGACGCCGCCCAAUUCCUGAAGUUUGAAGAAGCCAUUGUCAAGAACCUGGAUGACCUACACUGGUCCGCAAAGGAAAAGGCAUACUGCGAUGCUACCAUCGAUGAAUAUGAAGAGAACAAACUUGUCUGCCACAAGGGAUACAUCUCACUGUUCCCCUUCUUAACUGGGCUCGUGGACAAGGAUAGCCCCAAGCUAGGCCCCAUCCUCGAUUUGAUUGGUGACGAGGACCAGCUCUGGAGCGAACAUGGACUGCGAAGCUUAAGCAAGAGCAGCGAGUUCUAUCACACCGAGGAGGAUUACUGGCGUGGCCCUAUCUGGAUGAACAUGAAUUAUCUCGCUGUCCAGCAACUACUGAACGUCGCACAGCAAAAGGGCCCUCAACAGGCCAAGGCGAAGCAAUUGUACACCGAUCUCCGCAAGAACCUAGUCAGGACUGUGUACGAGAGCUGGAAGGAGACCGGUUUCGCAUGGGAGCAAUACAACCCUGAGACCGGCAAGGGACAGCGCACGCAGCACUUUACGGGAUGGACGAGCCUGGUGGUGAAGAUCAUGAGCAUGCCAGACCUUGAAGGUGGCAGGACCAGAGACGAAUUGUAAGAGUUACUCGACUCGUUACAAGCAUAGCACAUCGAAAGGGAGAUGUACGCUGGAGCGCCGCGGAUGAAGCAUGAAAAUACAAAGUGGUAGGAUUGAAGGCGAUGAUUAUGUAGAUAAAGCCGAUGACCCAACGAGAAGAUGUUC